AUGUCGAUGGUGCCAGUGCUACGUGCUGCAUUCUGUUCGUCACGAUUAGGGAAUAUAACCGGCCGCCGACAGAGCUAUAUUGAGAUAUCAAACUACUUUCGAGGCCGAGCAACACCAUGCUCGUUACGUCUGAGAUGCGCCCUCCAAAAGGGUAGCCGGUUGCAUUCCACUAGCUCAUUAAGCGGAGCCGUUCCACUUCUAGAGCAAUACUCAAAGUCAAUUGACUUCCCACCUGCCUCCACAACCUUUGGAAAUCUAUAUAAAGAAACAAAACAUGGCAAGACGGUCAUACUUCACGGUUAUAUCGGUAAACGGAAGAAAAUUGGCAAGAAUAUGACAUUCGUUCGGCUGAGUGACCCUACUCUAUCGCAGAGCGUCCAAAUCGUCGUUUCAAAUUCUCAGGUUCUCGACGCAUUGAAAUCAAUUGAGCCCAAUAGUGCCGUCGCCAUUCAUGGGAUUGUGAAGUCAAAGGAAAACCAGCCUCAAAGCAGUGAGGUAGACGACAAAGAUGGGCUUAACACGGUGGAGGUGGAACUGCAAGAUAUACAAUGCCUCAACGAGUUUCCAAAGGACAUCAUUGUAACUUCUGACACAGUGUUUCCACCCAGCAAACGGCACUUGCAGAUCCGCAACGAUGCGUCUCUCCGUCAGUCGUUGGCUUUCAGAGCCAAGGCAAAUGUAGCUUUACGGCGAGCCUUGGAAGAAUUCGAACCACCAUUCCUAGAGGUCGAGACCCCGAUUCUGUUCAAGUCUACCCCCGAAGGGGCGAGAGAGUUCCUGGUUCCCACAAGGAAUCGAGGACUGGCAUACGCACUACCUCAAAGUCCGCAGCAGUACAAACAAAUGCUCAUGGCGAGCGGUAUCCCGCGAUACUACCAGUUUGCUCGCUGCUUUAGGGACGAGGACCUACGUGCCGACAGGCAGCCAGAAUUUACCCAACUUGAUAUGGAGAUGUCUUUUGCAACCGCUGAAGAUGUCAUGACCACCACUGAAGCGCUUGUCAAGAAGCUGUGGGCUUCCGUUAUGCCUGAACCAUUGGCGCCUGAACCAUUUCCGCGCAUGUCAUAUCACAUGGCCAUGAGCUUAUACGGAAGUGACAAGCCAGAUACCCGCUUCGACAUGAGGCUUCGUCGGGUCGAUCAAUAUCUACCUGGAGAUUUUAUAAGCAAGAUUACUUCUUUAAAUUCCCCCUCUAUUGAUGCUUUCAAGGUAAAAGGGAACGGCUGUCCAAAGGAAACCAUGAGGGUCUUAAACAGCUUCAUGAACACCUCAGAAGGCAAAUAUUUCUUGGAUAACCCCGACGGUGCGCCAGGAGUCUUUGCCAUUGACUCCUCGAAACCAAUGUCUGGGUUAUCGCCCGCAGGGUUCGAAGCGGCGUGGGAGCUAGAGAGGCUUUUCGAACUGGAGCAUGGCGACUUGCUCUUUUUCCAGCCUCGGAAAGAUGAGCCUUUCAGCGGAGGGUCAACCAGGGCAGGCGAGCUGCGUCUGGCCAUGCAUAGAUUUAUGGUUGAAAAAGAAUUCCACAGCCCACCGGUCGGGUUUAAUUUCCACUGGAUUACCGGAUUCCCUCUCUUUUCCCCGUCAGUUGACUCAGAGCCUGGCCAAGGCGGCACUGCUGGGAUAGCUUCAACACAUCAUCCCUUCACCGCACCUCGGACAGCAGAGGAUGCUGCGCUUCUCUUAACAGAUCCUAUCAAGGCUAUCGCCGAUCAUUACGAUUUGGUCGUAAAUGGCGUUGAGCUUGGCGGUGGAAGUCGCAGAAUCCACUCUGCGGCAGUUCAGGAAUUAAUUCUUCGUGAUAUUCUAAAAGUCCCACCUUCUCGCCUCCAGAGCUUUUCACAUCUACUGGAAUGCCUCAGAGCCGGCUGUCCUCCCCAUGCGGGCAUUGCACUUGGCUUUGACAGACUGAUCGCCGUCAUGCGAGGCACCCAAAGCGUACGCAAUGUGAUUGCCUUUCCUAAGGGUAAUCGAGGUGAGGACCCAAUAGUGAAUACUCCCAGCCCAAUGACCGAGGAGUCCUUACGAACCUAUCAUUUACAACUACGAGGUAGUAGCCAGAGUUAG
This is a messenger RNA of Microsporum canis CBS 113480, 2064 nucleotides long. RefSeq names its product aspartyl-tRNA synthetase. Bases 1 to 2064 code for a protein of 687 amino acids. Gene Ontology annotation, molecular function: nucleic acid binding; ATP binding; aspartate-tRNA ligase activity. The record is from RefSeq and is a predicted model, not a curated record. The transcript is spliced from 3 exons. Gene Ontology annotation, cellular component: mitochondrion; cytoplasm. Gene Ontology annotation, biological process: aspartyl-tRNA aminoacylation. NCBI's taxonomy places the organism in Eukaryota, Fungi, Ascomycota, Eurotiomycetes, Onygenales, Arthrodermataceae.